GCGAGUAGCCCCGCUGGAGCCAGUCACAGGGUCUGGGACGCAGUUGGGAGCGCAGAGGGCUGGCUGGACGCCACAGGCGGCAAGGAGCCCGCUGGGCCACGGCCUCCUGGGUGACAAGCCCUGCGUGUUGGAAGAAUGAUCCCAGAGCAGCGGAGAAGCGGACAGAUCUAGAUUAGGGGCUGCCUCACUCCUGUUACCUGAGCCCAGGGGACCAAGAAAUUUUGAGCAAUGGCUCCCCCGCCAUAAGGAAGACAUUUACUGUCCAGGGCAGCACCCUUGAACUGAAACAGCUCUGUGUGGAAGGGGGUCUUUGGAGCCUGGAACACUACCCCACCCUCCUUCCCAGAGGCCUCUAGGCUCCAGAGAGAGCCCCGAGUUAGAAGGGAGGCCCGGACAGCCCUUGCUGCCGCCCUGGGGAGAGAGGACAGUCCCUGCCUGCCCACAGGCCCAGGAAGAGCUGGGCCGAGCAACAGUGGGGAGCUGGCCCCCAAGGCCACAGUGGCCAUGUCAAGGCCAGGCCAGGGUGUGAUGGUGCCCGUGAACGGGCUGGGCUUCCCACCGCAGAACGUGGCCCGGGUGGUGGUGUGGGAGUGGCUGAACGAGCACAGCCGCUGGCGGCCCUACACGGCCACCGUGUGCCACCACAUUGAGAACGUGCUGAAGGAGGACGCCCGCGGCUCCGUGGUCCUGGGGCAGGUGGAUACUCAGCUGGUGCCCUACAUCAUCGACCUGCAGUCCAUGCACCAGUUUCGCCAGGACACAGGGACCAUGCGGCCCGUGCGGCGCAACUUCUACGACCCGUCGUCGGCGCCGGGGAAGGGCAUCGUGUGGGAGUGGGAGAAUGAUGGCGGCGCGUGGACGGCCUACGACAUGGACAUCUGCAUCACCAUCCAGAACGCCUACGAGAAGCAGCACCCGUGGCUCGACCUCUCGUCGCUCGGCUUCUGCUACCUCAUCUACUUCAACAGCAUGUCGCAGAUGAACCGCCAGACACGCCGGCGCCGCCGCCUGCGCCGCCGCCUGGACCUGGCCUACCCGCUCACCGUGGGCUCCAUCCCUAAGUCGCAGUCGUGGCCUGUGGGCGCCAGCUCGGGCCAGCCUUGCUCCUGCCAGCAGUGCCUGCUGGUCAACAGCACGCGUGCCGCCUCCAACGCCAUCUUGGCCUCCCAGCGCCGCAAGGCGCCCCCUGCCGCCCCGCCACCGCCGCCGCCACCCGGAGUGCCGCCGGGUGCGCUCGCAGUGCGCCCCAGCGCCACCUUUGCCGGCGCGGCGCUCUGGGCUGCACCCACCACCGGCCCUACUGAGCCCGCGCCACCCCCUGGGGUGCCCCCACGGAGCCCCAGCGCCCCCAGCGGCGCACCCACCCCCGGGCAGAACAACCUCAACCGACCAGGACCCCAGCGCACGACCAGCGUGAGCGCGCGCGCCUCCAUCCCACCUGGGGUGCCCGCACUUCCAGUGAAGAACUUGAAUGGUACCGGGCCGGUUCAUCCUGCCCUGGCAGGGAUGACCGGGAUCCUGCUAUGUGCGGCCGGGCUGCCUGUGUGCCUGACGCGGGCCCCCAAGCCCAUCCUGCACCCACCACCGGUGAACAAAAGUGAUGUCAGGCCGGUGCCCGGGGUGUCCGGCGUGUGCCGCAAGACCAAGAAGAAGCACCUCAAGAAGAGUAAGAACCCUGAGGACGUGGUUCGAAGGUACAUGCAGAAGGUUAAGAACCCACCUGAUGAGGACUGCACCAUCUGCAUGGAACGACUGGUCACCGCCUCUGGCUACGAGGGCGUCCUGCGGCACAAGGGCGUGCGGCCCGAGCUCGUGGGCCGCCUGGGCCGCUGUGGCCACGUGUAUCACCUGCUGUGCCUCGUGGCAAUGUACUCCAAUGGCAACAAGGAUGGCAGCCUGCAGUGCCCCACGUGCAAGGCCAUCUACGGGGAGAAAACAGGUACCCAGCCGCCUGGGAAGAUGGAGUUCCACCUCAUCCCACACUCGCUGCCCGGCUUUGCAGACACCCAGACCAUCCGCAUAGUGUACGACAUCCCCACAGGCAUCCAGGGCCCUGAGCACCCCAACCCCGGCAAGAAGUUCACGGCAAGAGGCUUCCCACGGCACUGCUAUCUACCCAACAACGAGAAGGGCCGGAAGGUGCUGCGGUUGCUCAUUACCGCCUGGGAGCGCAGACUAAUCUUCACUAUCGGCACGUCCAACACCACCGGCGAGUCGGACACCGUGGUGUGGAACGAGAUCCACCACAAGACCGAGUUUGGAUCCAACCUCACAGGCCACGGCUACCCAGAUGCCAGCUACCUAGACAACGUGCUGGCUGAGCUCACAGCCCAGGGUGUGUCCGAGGCUCCGGCCAAGGCCUGAGG
Messenger RNA from Orycteropus afer afer, 2366 nucleotides. It is a transcript of the gene DTX1, whose product is annotated as deltex E3 ubiquitin ligase 1. The record is from RefSeq and is a predicted model, not a curated record. Gene Ontology annotation, biological process: Notch signaling pathway; protein ubiquitination. NCBI's taxonomy places the organism in Eukaryota, Metazoa, Chordata, Mammalia, Tubulidentata, Orycteropodidae. Gene Ontology annotation, molecular function: zinc ion binding; ubiquitin protein ligase activity. Gene Ontology annotation, cellular component: nucleoplasm.